This is a messenger RNA of Peronospora belbahrii, 2742 nucleotides long. The record is from the annotation of a GenBank genome assembly. NCBI's taxonomy places the organism in Eukaryota, Oomycota, Peronosporomycetes, Peronosporales, Peronosporaceae.
AUGCGUUUUUUUGAGAAAUAUUGCACAAGAAAGGAUUCGAGAGGAAGAGAAAAAGCAGUGACAGGUACAAGAGCUACAAGAACGUUACCAGCAGGUCAAAGACUGCGUGAUUACAAUGCUCCAGUGUUAUUUCCAGAGUAUCAUGCAUUUCCAACAGCUGCUGUGAUUACUGGAACCGAUGCAACGUCAAGUAAUUUGUGGAUACAGCCACUCAUGCAGAAGUUACGACGGACAUUCCCGUUGUGUGUCCUCGUACCUCGUGAUGUGAUAAAUGCUCGACGAUUUAUUGAGUGGCUAGCUGCAAAGUUAGCAAAAUUGUGUGAUGCAAAGCAAAAGGAAGAGCAGUGGCUUGAAGGCCUCGUGGAACAUUUUGAUCUGCUGCCAUUGGAUAAGCCACCAGUAGCUUUAGAAAAAAGUGGUCGAGGACUGACACGGCACGAACAAGCAAAGAUAGCACGAGUGACUACUGGAAUGGUCUGUGGUAAAGAAUGGGACGAAAUAGAUGAGCGGAGUGAUGAUAGCUCCUACGAUUCGAGUUUCGCGUCAGAGGAGAGUAGUAAUGACACGGACUUUGGCUCAUCAGGGAGGAAGAAACGAAAACGACGACUUGUACCGGUAUUGUAUAGGCGAUGGACGAUCUCGAAGCUGCUGUCGACGAUUAAGCGCGAUAGUGAUGUACUUUUGUCGCCUACCUGUGGCAACACAUGCAGUGAGUGGGUUGCUAUGCUUGGUGAGUUGGUACACGACCGAUUACAGGAGGCAUUGACUUGGGUGAAGAAGUUACAAGAGAAGGAGGAAGAAAUGGUGUUUUGGAGCAUUGCUUGCUUUGAUGAAGCGGUAGUGUGGCUGCAGCGUAAGAUCGUGACGGCUCAAGAUACAGCAGCUAAGCUACUUAAUGCUGCACCAGAAGUAACUAACCGCUCCACUUUUCAUGUUGGCAUCACGGAGAUGGCAUUAGCAGUAAUGCUUCAACGUGUGUUUCGUCAGUACGUGUCAUUUCUGGAGGAAUGCACGAUCGAUCGAAAUAUGAUCAACGAUCGACGGAGAUCUGUUAAGCAGAAAAUGCUCAAUCAUGAAAAUCACUAUUCUCUAAAGAGCCAUAGUGGAAUAGAGAUCACAACACCGGCGCAGGCAUCUGGUACUCCUCAGCCAUUUUUGUUGUUGUGUAUUGAGCAACUCGAAGCAUUUUCACAGCAAGUGUUUGGCGAUUUCUUGGAUAUUUGGGAACACUUCGUACGACAACAGCACAAUAAUUCUGAUGCGAGUACAAUGAGCGGCACACUAGGGUUCGUAAUUGGAGUGGCCUCAGCUACCUCACCAGCACUACGACGUUUGGAUUUGGCGGUAACCAACCGGCUGGAACUUCAGUUUUUUUCUCUUGUUGACUCGCAAAAGUGUUUUGAUGAUGUGUUAGAGUCGUUAGUUGUGAAAUCAAAGCUACCGUUUUCAUACAGCGGUGAAGUACUUCGAGCUAUUGCGAGCCGACAUGUUCGUGUACCAAGCGUUCCGCGUCUCCUACUUACGCUGCGAUAUUUGCUGUUCACACAUUUUAAACGUUGUCCGUGGAGUUUUCUCGCACUUGCUGUAAAUGACGUUCCGUCGUCAGGCGAAUCUCCUAUCUUGGUAGCUGCCGACAUUGCACCAUUACCACAUCGUGUGUCUGUUUGGAUUAAGCGUCAUCGUCGAAAUUUAACCCGUGAAGCACAAGGAAGGUCUGCUGGGUCUAGAUCAUCUCUUGCCUUAUGGCUCGCUUCAUGUAGUGCUUUUGAGCUGAGAGACUUGGAGUCACGAGUGAUGCCGUCCUCUCGUGGUACGAUUGCGAGUGAUAGUAACUGGAUAGCUGAAUUGGAGAUGGCAGUACUGAAUGAACGUCGCCGUCGAGCUCGGUGGCGUAUGGGUUGGGAAUGUUUUCGUUCUACUUGUUCGUGGUUAGACGUUCGCAUUGAUCGUAGCAAGACGACAAAAUACGAUGAGCACGAGGAUAUUGCAGUGAUGCAUUUGGGUCUAGCACUAGACGGUCGAUUGGGUGAAGCACCAGGUUUUCUCAAAGUUUUGAAGCGCUUGCAAACUUGUCGAUGGGCUGUACUUUCUGGAAUGAUUGAAGAUUGGCGUGUUUCGUUUCGUGUGUUUGGUAUGUCUGAUGAUGAUAAUCAAGAGAUGGAAAAGACGUUGGGUGAAUUGGGACUGUUGUGUGCGUAUGCAAGAAUGGAGAAAGUAUCGAUAAAGAUUGAAACAGCAUUACGACAGGAACUUGUGACUGUUUUUACAGUUGAAUUAGUUGCUGAGCUUUUAGUAUCACGACUAAAGUCUCCCGUUCUUUCUCAUGGUGGUGGUGCUGGUGCUGGUGACAUAUUGAUGUUACAAUGGUCUCGAUUGACAAGUGUCAAAGUAUUGGAAGACCGAUUACGUGUCAAGCAUUAUGAGAAUUUGUGUACAUUAUUACAAGAAAUGGGUCUGAAAGAAGACAACGAGAUGACUUUAUGGGUACAGGAUGCAGGUCUUGCGUAUUUAUUUUAUCAAGAAUAUCCAGGUACAAGUUUAAGUCUUUCUGAAUGGUAUGAAUGUUUUGCAUUGGAGAUAAAGAAUCAAGAAGACAAGAUAUUUAGAGAACGAGGGGAUGAGAGACGGAUCAAAUCUCGCUUUGUGCGGGCAUUUUGUACGUUACGUCAUUGGGGAUUUCUUAAAGAUGAUACUCUUCGUGAUCAAGAGCAGGAUAUUCUUGAAAAAUUAGUUUUUCUCUAA